AAGUUUUUAAUAUUAUUUAUUUAAUUUUUUAUCAUACAAAACGUAUAGUAUAAUUUGAUCUAAGAAGAAGGAAACGCAAAAGGUGGGUGCGAAAACACCGACAACCGAAUCAAUCACCGCUGCAAGCACGCGACAAACUUUAAACCAGUUUCCUUUCACUGUCCGCAACCUUCUAUAAGUCCUCUUCCGCUUCAACAUAUUUUCUUUUCCUUCUUCUUCUUCCACUUUCCAUUGAAUCCAACUCUAGAAUUUCCACCACAAUCAAACGAAAUCACCUAUUAGAUCCAAUCUAAGUUUAGUGAAUUUCUCAAUGGAUGCUUCCUCCUCCUCGUCCACUCAACCCGAAUUCGAUUACUUGUUCAAGCUUCUCUUGAUUGGGGAUUCUGGCGUCGGCAAAAGCACCCUGCUUUUGAGCUUCACCUCCGAUACAUUCGAGGAUCUUUCUCCCACCAUCGGUGUGGAUUUCAAAGUUAAAUAUGUUACGAUUGGAGGGAAAAAGUUAAAACUUGCUAUUUGGGACACAGCUGGACAGGAAAGGUUUAGAACACUUACUAGUUCAUACUAUAGAGGAGCUCAAGGAAUAAUUAUGGUAUAUGAUGUGACACGGCGGGACACCUUCACAAACCUAUCUGAUAUAUGGGCUAAAGAAAUUGACCUAUACUCAACAAAUCAAGAUUGCAUCAAGAUGCUAGUUGGAAACAAGGUUGAUAAGGAAAGUGAAAGGGUUGUCAGCAAAAAGGAAGGGAUAGACUUUGCAAGGGAAUAUGGAUGUUUGUUUACUGAAUGCAGUGCAAAAACCAGAGUCAAUGUUGGCCAGUGUUUUGAUGAGCUUGUGAUGAAGAUUUUGGAGACACCAAGUCUCUUGGCUGAGGGCUCGUCUGGUGUGAAAAAGAACAUCUUCAAGCAGAAAGCCCCACAGUCUGAUGCAUCAAGUAGUGGCUGCUGCUCAUACUCAUAGUGAUUUACAUGUUUAAUUGGGGCUUUAACUUUCCACUUCUCGUUAUGAUCUGGAUUUCAAGAGCAACUAAAUUUAAUUACAUGUACCAGAAAAAAAAUGUUUUUAUUACAGCCUGUAUAUCUAGUUUAAAUUAUUAUCCUUUAGAAUUGCUUAACGUAUAAAGAUCUCCAUUUUAUUUGGUUUGAGCAAGUAAUCAGCUGGAGAUUCCUAGUUCA
Molecule: messenger RNA, 1173 nt
Organism: Cajanus cajan (pigeon pea)
Lineage: Eukaryota; Viridiplantae; Streptophyta; Magnoliopsida; Fabales; Fabaceae
Product: ras-related protein RABC1
Molecular function (GO): GTP binding; GTPase activity
Source: RefSeq, a predicted model, not a curated record